AUGAGAAAAAAUAUUUGUAAUUUACUACUGUGGUUAGUUUUUGUACAACCAUCUCGGAGUAUAUUGACGCCAUUAGUGCAUAUAAGUCAAGGCAAACUGCGGGGUCUACGUUUAUUUGGGCAAAAUAGCUACUUAAGUAUACCUUAUGCGACUAGCCAAAGAUUCCAGCUUCCAAAAGAUCCUUCAAAAUGGCACGGAGUCUAUCAUGCUGUAAAUCCAUUCGUGAGAUGCCCACAAUUGAUGUCCUUUCUUACGACUGGGAACGAAGACUGUCUAUAUCUCGACGUUUAUACUCCAGAAAAGAUCAAACAAAAAGACAAACUUCCAGUUAUGGUAUUUUUUCACGGUGGAGCCUAUUUUAAAGGUAGCAAAGAACUUUAUGACCCAUAUUAUCUUGUCACCAAAGGCGCAGUAGUAGUAACUGUCAAUUAUAGACUAGGUGUCCUAGGAUUCUUAUGUCUGAAUGGUAUUUCCAACCUAGGAUUGAGAGACCAGGUGGCAGCUUUGGAAUGGGUUCGAAAAAAUAUUGCUUCAUUUGGUGGAGAUCCAAAUAAUGUAACGCUUUGGGGGCAAAGUGCCGGUGCCAGUUCCGCAGCACUACAUCUGUUAUCCGAGAGAAGUAAAGAUUUAUUUCACAAGGCAAUUUUGAUGAGUGGAACAGCGCUCUCCACUUGGGCGUUUAACAUCGAACCUUUUAAACCUGCAUUAGAGGAUGCGAGGAAAAUAUCUCCUGCGAGAACUGAACAUGAUGUGUAUCGUAUAUUUGCUCAAACGUCUUUACCUACACUUCUGCGUGUCACAUAUGACAAUUCCGUAAAUCCAAGAUACUUUAAGUACUCACCGUGUGUGGACAGCAAUUUUACACAACCAUUUUUCAAUGACACCCCAUAUAGCAUCCUCAAAUCGGGGCAAUUUAAUAAAGUGCCUAUAAUAGUAGGGUACACAGACAACGAAGGAGGAUUUUUCUAUAGGCUGUUAAGUGAUAAAUCAGCAAAAGAUUUAAAUGAAAAUUUUAAUUACAUGCUACCCUGUGUAUUUUCUUGGUGUUCAGAUGAAGAAAGGCGUGAAAUCGGGGCCACUAUGCGAUCACAUUAUUUUGGUAAUAAAGUUAUUGACUACAGUACGUCAGCCGAAAGCUUAAUAGAUUUCUAUUCAGACUGGAUAGCGUACGGGUCGAUUAAUGCAUUUUCAAGAAUAAUUACCCAAUUUUCUGAUAAACCAGUCUACAAUUAUCAAUUUUCUUAUGUUGGCGGCCGGAAUUUUGGGAAGGCGAUAUCGGGACUAUACUUUAAUGGGACAACUCACGCGGGUGAAUUGUUCUACCUAUUCAGACCACUGGGAAUUUCUCUUCCAUUAUUGAACAGCGACAAGAAAAUGGUAGAAAGAAUGACGACAUUGAUACAUAAUUUUAUGUUAAAUGAAAAUCCAACUCCAAAGAAAACGAGUUUGUUGCCUCUAACAUGGCCUUCGGCAGCGAAGAAUCAAUCAAACAUUUUAGUCCUAGACAAACAGUUGCAUGUGAUCGAUCAUCCUCGAAAGGAGCAGCGAGGGGACUUCUUUUUGAAACUUCUAUGUACUUACGGCAAAAGUGGUUACGUGCCCUGCGAAAGUGCUGAAAGGUGUCAAAGUAAA
Messenger RNA from Brenthis ino (lesser marbled fritillary), 1632 nucleotides. Lineage: Eukaryota; Metazoa; Arthropoda; Insecta; Lepidoptera; Nymphalidae. The record is from the annotation of a GenBank genome assembly.